Messenger RNA from Mytilus californianus (California mussel), 3405 nucleotides. RefSeq names its product synaptic vesicular amine transporter-like. The transcript has 16 exons. The record is from RefSeq and is a predicted model, not a curated record. Gene Ontology annotation, cellular component: synaptic vesicle membrane; terminal bouton. Bases 145 to 1695 code for a protein of 516 amino acids. NCBI's taxonomy places the organism in Eukaryota, Metazoa, Mollusca, Bivalvia, Mytilida, Mytilidae. Gene Ontology annotation, molecular function: serotonin:sodium:chloride symporter activity; xenobiotic transmembrane transporter activity. Gene Ontology annotation, biological process: xenobiotic transport; transmembrane transport; aminergic neurotransmitter loading into synaptic vesicle.
ACAACUUUAGAACAUGCUUGCUACAUCGUUCAUAAUGGGAAAAUAAUUGGAAUUUCUAAACUAUUUUAAAAACUUAUCGUCAGUAGAUAGAGUAUGUGAUAAGCGAAACAAUUUAAACGCAAAGGAACUGGAAAUAGAACAAUCAUGAUUAUCAAAGACAUUGUAUCGCCUGCCAAAAUGUCUGACUGCCUAACAAAAUGUCGUCAAUCUCGUAAAUUAGUUCUAGUUAUAGUAUUCAUAGCUCUUUUCUUAGACAAUAUGCUUCUGACUACUGUCGUACCAAUUGUGCCAAAUUUUCUACGUAAAUUAGAUUACCCGUAUGAAAUACAGAAUGUGACUACGUACUACACAAAAAAUAUUACUGAAAUGUGUUCAAAUAAAUCUUUAAAUAUGUUUCAAACUGUGACAAAAAAUUACAAUGCCUACACAGCAUCGGAGUACAUAUGUGAAAAUAUAACAAUUACACCAAUAAAUGUGACAAGUUAUGAGACUAUGACAGUGCCAACAAUUCGAAAGGCAGAACUAGGAAAUGAGAACGUCAAAGUCGGCUUAAUGUUUGCAUCGAAGGCAAUUGUACAGUUGAUUACCAAUCCGUUCAUAGGACCUUUAACGAACAGAAUUGGUUACACUAUUCCACUCUUUACUGGUUUCUUUGUUAUGUUUGUAUCCACCAUUAUAUUUGCAUUUGGAGAGAAUUAUACUAUUUUAUUUAUAGCCAGGGCCGUCCAAGGAAUAGGUUCUUCUUGUUCAAGUGUAGCAGGUAUGGGAAUGUUAGCCGACCGAUAUCCCGAUGAUAGAGAACGUGGAAAUGCGAUGGGUAUAGCUUUAGGGGGUCUAGCAAUGGGAGUUUUAGUGGGUCCAACAUUUGGUGGAUUUAUGUACGAGUUUGCAGGAAAAGAAGCACCAUUUGUAGUUUUAGCAACACUUGCACUUAUAGACGGUGUGUUACAGAUGUUUGCCUUGAAGCCGUCAGUAAAACCAGAGUCACACGAAGGAGAGUCUUUAGGAACACUUAUCAAAGACCCGUAUAUUCUUAUUGCUGCUGGUUCUAUAACAUUUGCCAACAUGGGUAUUGCAAUGAUGGAACCGUCUUUACCAAUUUGGAUGUACGAGACGAUGGAUGCACCUGAGUGGCAACAAGGUGCUGCUUUUUUACCUGCAAGUAUAUCAUAUUUAAUAGGAACAAAUAUAUUCGGGCCAUUGGGUCAUAAAAUAGGAAGGUGGUUAUCAUCGUUAAUUGGAAUGGUCAUAAUAGGAGUAUCAUUAAUAUUUAUACCUUUCUCCAAAAAUAUUUAUCAUUUAAUAGCACCAAACUUUGGCUUAGGAUUUGCAAUAGGAAUGGUAGACUCCACAAUGAUGCCUCAUAUGGGGUAUCUAGUAGACCUUAGACACGUGUCUGUUUAUGGCAGUGUUUAUGCCAUUGCAGAUGUAGCUUUCUGUCUUGGAUUUGCUGUUGGUCCAGCGUUAAGUGGAACUAUAGUAACGCACAUGGGAUUUGGUUGGAUGUUGUGGAUUAUAGCAAUAUUAAAUUUGCUUUAUGCACCAUUGUUAUUCUUCAUUCGAAACCCUCCAGGAAAAGAAGAAAAAAUGUCACUGAUACUUAAUGACAAAUGUCCAGUGCAGUAUGUAACUUAUAACCAGACAGAUAAAAGCAAUGUAACGUCCGAUGACGACCAAGACUACGACGAUUAUUGAUAAAAUUCAUUACUAAUGUUCAAAGAUUACUGAUAAAAUUUAUUACUGACAGAGUAUAUGUAAUAAAAUUGAGAAUGUGUAUGCCUGAUGUCUCAUUCACUUCAAAAGAUUUCCGAAAUAUAAAGUAUCAUGCAAUAUGGUAAAAAAGGAGGACUUGUGUGUACAAAUGUGUAUUAUAAAUUAAUUCCAUACACUAUAAAGUAAUUAUAUCUAAAUUUUUGAUAUAGAAAAAAGGUCAGUGAAAUUAAAAAUGGGUUAGAAAAAAUUUAAAGCAAAAUAAUUAAUUCUGAUACUGAAAUAGAAAUAAAAUUUUGUCUAAUAUAAAUUAAAAGAAACCAGCUAAUAUAAAUAUUUGAAAAAACAUAUGUUAUCAACUUAGUGAAAAGAUCUAGAAGUACAUGUGUACUUAAACUUCAUGUAUAGCAAUUAUAUUUCAUAGUCAUGUGUUCUUUUUACAAAGUUUCCAUCAUGUAUUAUUUUUAUUAUCUUAUUUUUCAGAUCUAAGAUAAAUGAAAUGUUGUUUUCUAUUAAACAAUUAGAUAUUAAGGAUACAAAUGAACUUUAUAUAGAAUAAUAACGAAUUAUUUUUCUAUAAUGAUUAUAUAAACCGAAAUAGAAAUGACACAACUGUAUAUUACAGAAGAAAAGGACAUAUGUAUGUAUCAUGUUAUAUUGCUGAAAAUUAUUGUCAAUCUUGUUAUUUUAUUCAAAGUGAUGUGACUAAAAUUUAGGCGUUAAUAGCUUUAGAAAUCAUCAAAUGUUGAGAUCGUUCUAGUUUUUUUAUUUGUUUGGGGGAUAUUUUUUAUACAUCAGAACAUAUACCAAGGUUUUUUUCUAUGUCUUGGAAUCUAGAAGAAAAAAUGUUGAAACACAUAUCUACUGAUGGUAUGCCAUGUAUGCAAAAGUAAUAACUUAUUGCUUUUAUGGGACAGUUGAAUUGAUUUUUUUAAAUGACAAUCACUUUAAAAGGAAGAACAAAUUACUGGUAUGUUUUAAAUAAUAUCAAUAAAAAAGAAUAACUUAGACAGUGUUCAGAACCCAAGUGAGUAGAGGAAUGUAAUAUAUGAAUCAAAGAAUCAAAUGGUAUGUAACAUUUGGAGGUUCUGGAUGGGGUCCUUCAUUUCUGUAUUCUUUAAUCUUUUAUGUCUUUUUUUGACUUUACAUUUUUUGUCCAUUAUUUUCUAUUUUUUUUUAAAUUUAGCACCCCAUUAAUCUCUAUUCUUUAUUUUGUUUGCCUUUAUUUUUCUCUACCCUUUAUUUCUUGGGAUAAUUUUUCUGUAGAUGUGGCCCAUUAUUCUCUAUUCUGUAAAACCUAUCCAGACUCUCAUGUAGUACAGUUGUUCUCUGAUUAUAAAACAAUUUAAAUACAUACUAAUAAACAGAUAAGAUAAUACUCAGAAUAUAAAAGAAGAGAUUCAAAAAUCUCAGUCAGCCUAGUUAACGCUCAAAUAUUUAUGAAAACCUAUUUUUGGAAGUUAAAUAUCUCAUCAGUAUUAUGAUAUUUAAAAAAAAGUUGGAACAGAAGACUAAUUCAAAUAAUAUUUUAUAUAUCAAAGAGUUCCAAGUUUAUUCUUACGUUAUAAAGAUUCAAAUGUUAUUGUAAAUGUUUUUAAAAAAAUGUAAUAAAAAGUUAAUCAUAGGAUGGAAAACGUAAAGAGGAAUAACUCUUUAGGUUGAUGAAGUUUGGUUUAUACACAAUAUAUGAGGGUC